UGAUUGAUGAUGAUGAUUACAUAAAUUGAAAUUAUAGCAUGUAUUUAAGAUUUUAAAACUGUUGGAUUUUCAGCAUUGACUAUGACUUUCGCUUUGACGACGCCAUGGCGAACAUUGGAUGCACCGUCUACUCCUUUGAUCCCAGCAUGCUGGACACUCCGGACCACAAGCGUGGGGACCGUGUUUUCUUCAAGAGAAUUGGCAUCAGCGAUAAGGACGACGACCAUUUUGUACCCAGAGUCGAUGAGUAUGUUGAAAAGCGCCGGGCGGUCAACGGUUGGCCGAUGAGACGUCUGCAGACAAUCCUUGACCAGCUCGGCCACAAAAAGGAGCAGCUGACGGUGACGGUGCUUAAGCUGGACAUUGAGGGCUAUGAGUGGGACGUCACUCGUGAUCUUCUUGACUCGGGGAUCUUGUCGUCCGUCCCGCAGUUUCUGGUGGAGUGGCACCUGUUUACGGACUUUCCGCCUCGAGAACGAGUCCCUGAUGCCGUUGAUACGUACUUCCGUGUGAGUGACAUGGGCUUCCAGCUAUUCUCCACAGGCGUCGUCUACAGUGGAUUUAAUUCAGCAAACUCUUUAAGAAUUCUGGCAGAAGUUGCUUACCUUAACACAAAAAUAAUUUGACAUGUCCUUCUCAUUUCUUUGCUUUACUUUAUUUGUAGCAACCCACACCGGAAUUCUCAUUAUCUGUUGUUUAAAUUGGAGCAACCAUUAUUAUCAACAGUUUAAUUAGCAAUGCCUGCCUUUACACAGGUGUAGCUGACCUACGUUAGAGACAUUGAUGGCAAUAAAUAGGAAGUACCUCCUUGUCUUUUUAACACCCUCCUAAGGUUCGUUUGUAAUAACACCUGUUUACGAGCUGUCCAUUUCGCUAACGAAUUCCUGUCCUGUCGUAUUUCGGGCUGAAUAGUCAUCGGCUUCCCUUUCCGCAUGUGGCAGUCACGGAUUCAAUGAAGUCCUCCAUAAUUUAUCCGGAAACUGCUUCUAUCAACACGAAAUGAAUCAUAGUGAAUGAUAAUUUAUAUUACUUGUGAAAUUUCUUUUCAGAUCAGCUAUUUAUCGUUUCAUGAAAUAUUUAGACGUAUUUAUUAAACAGAAUUGAUUUGUAAAUAUUUCUUCUUAUACUCUUAAAUAUGAUUUUCUGGUCUUUUUUUUUAGUUUUGAUACAAGUUUUCAGUAAUAUCAGGUUAUACAAGAAGAAGGAUUUUUCUUCAUCCAUGUUAGCUAUCUCCUUCUGCUUAUCAUCUUGAAGGCAGAAUCAGCAGGCACUCCACUAGUCCACAUUAAAGAUUCAUUCUCAAAUCUUUUCAAAUCCCUGAAAUUAUCCCAAAUAAAAAAGAGAAAAAACCCUAAAAGUAGUGUUCAGAGGUUUGAAUUUUCUUUAAAAGAAACCAACCAACCAGACAAGCAAACAAACCUGUCUGCAAGGAGGGUGGUCUCCCUGCUAGAAGUCUAAGGCAAAGACAAGGGAGGUAAGUGUGGGAGUGAGUGCGGACCACUCGUGUCUAACACAGAACACGUCUGAUACAUCAGACAGGGCUAUGGUCUAUAGGUAUCAUCUCACUGCUCACCCUCUGAGGGACAAAGUGUAGGGCACGAGAGAAUAGAAAUAUGUUCGUGAGCGAUUGAAAGUUUCUGGAUGGACGAAUGCGGACUUUUUAUUUUUUAACGGAUGGCCAGUUGUUCACUUCUCGAGGAAACACGCUGGAUGCAGAGACACGAGCGUGGGAAGUAGAGACUGCCUGAAAAGUCUGACAUGAACAGUUUCUUUGUUUGUGAAAAUUUAGUCCAGUUUUCGAUUCUUGGCUUUUCGAAACUUUAUUUUUCGCAACCCUGAUGUUCUUCGGUUUUACGUCUACUAUAAUAGAUAUUUAUAAUUAAGGCACAGUUUUUGGAGGGAGAGCGGAAGGUUAAAGUUCACCGGAAGAAGAAACCGUUGGCACAAGAGCAACCCUUCGUAAGAGACGCAGGCGUAAGUUUUAGAGAAUGGUAUGCAGUACAUCUACUUGUGUGUGUGUGGUCUGUCGGUUGUGUCGCGUAUCAUCCCCAGACGUCGCAGGAUGCACGCACGUAACCCCUCGCUAGGUCGGAGACGGCUAGUGACCACACAACAAUGACAAAGAUAAAAUUCACGUUAGAAAACAAACGAAUUUAUUAACCAGGUAACUAGUUAACUGGGAGCUCUGUGGUGUGAGCAACAGGCCGUGCAAAAUUCUUGGGGGCCAAGAAACUGCACACCGACGUGGGCGAUCAGGAGCAGUGGACUCGGAAAGAGUAAGGAGGGGGCUACCCUUCCCUUCUUUAUGCUGACGUCAGCAGAAACUAACCGCCGGAGGAGGGAUGGCUUCCUCUUAGUUUCAUCCCAGCUACAUCUUGCUCUACCCACCCACCUGACAGCAACCUACCGGUAUCUUAAAAACACUCUUUUACCAUUGUUUGAACUGUAGAAAAGCGGAUUACAAUUGACUUCAAAAGAAACCGGGGACUGGAGAGCUGCAGGGACUAAACGGUUAUUAACUUGUUGAAUUUCGUCAAAGACGAACAUGUGUUAUGUAUGAUGAUGACAUUGUGGACAUAAAUUGUCGGACUGUCAGGGAUUAUUAUUGCAACUCUUUAAAUUGGUGCCGUGUGGAUUCCGGCAGACUGACUUGUUAAACUUUGAUGGUGUGUUAUUAUUAUUGUAACUCUUCAUUUGAUGCCGUGUGGAUUCCGGCAGACUGACUUGGUAAUGGUGUGAACGUGAUGGAGUGUUAUUUCUAUUGAUGAUGGAUUACUGUUGAUAUUUUGUUCUCUUUUAAACUUGUGUUUGUUCUUAAUAAUUAUUGGUGCCUCUAAGGAGGGACGCCCACCCUCAAGCGAUCUGGUUAUAUUUGUUUGUGGAAAGAAAGCGCAUGUUUGAGGACGGUCCGUGACAUAUUGGUGACCCCGACGUGAUCGCUUUAGGGUGAGGCUGUUCGAGGCGAGGCCGAGUUUACACACAGUUGUUGAAAGAGUUUUCACCAGCAUCUCGUGUUUUGUUUUGUUCCCGUCUCCGAUUACACGGGUCUGCCGGUGUAUAGUUCUGCCGACAGAGGGCAAGUAGGACUGGUCUUGCUGUUAAAUGUGUCUAUUUUUCCCAGCUCUAGUAACUUUAGCCUAGAAUCUUUAAUUGUCUGUUAUUUCUUUGUGUGGGCGCUCCUUUCUGAAUUAGACACGUGCAAGUUGUAAAUUAAUGUGAAUGCUACUGUUCAUGUUUGGACUUAGCAUUAUGUUCUUUUAGUUGUUAUUUUUAGACAGUAACGUUUACUGGGAAUUAAUUUUGUGGUAACAAUAUU
Messenger RNA from Pomacea canaliculata, 3316 nucleotides. Its product is annotated as methyltransferase-like protein 24. The record is from RefSeq and is a predicted model, not a curated record. The transcript has 3 exons. Lineage: Eukaryota; Metazoa; Mollusca; Gastropoda; Architaenioglossa; Ampullariidae. Bases 105 to 626 code for a protein of 173 amino acids.